UUUUUUCGUUUUACAACAGAAUUGAAAAAAUGAAAACAGCAUUUGAUUUUUCGUUUUUCCCUUUUCAAAACCAAAACCAGAAAUCGGAUUACGGUUCGUUUUCUCGUUUUUUCCAUUCUGCACCUCCAAACGGAAAAUGGAAAAUGAAACAUUCGAAAUUCCGAUUAACAAAAUCCUGGCGGCGUUGGUUGUCAGGGAAACCAAUCGCGAGCCACAUUAGUAACCAUUUACCGCGUAGUAACAGUAUAUCACUUCAUUCAUUGAGCGUAAGGAUACCUAGUAGCACUAUAAUAAUGGCUGGUUUGGAAGAGCACCGUGAGCUCAUAGAGCAAAUGUUUCGGUCGGGAAAGACCCAUUCAGAAAUGUCUGAGACAUUACGAAGUAUGGGGGUUAAGGGCUCAUCGGAAAUGUCUGUGAGGAGGUUCUGUGGAGAAGUGGGGCUACGACGGAAGGGUCACGUUACAGACCAGGAGUUGGAAGAAGCAGUGAUAUCUUCCAUUCAAAAGACCGGUCCAACGUACGGACGGAAAUUUAUGACGGGAUACCUGUCAUCUGUGGGGGUUAAAGUUGGUGAAUCCCGAGUUGGAAGGAUCCUCCGGUCCGUCCAUCAACCUUACAACGAGCUGCGUCGUGAGGGAGCUAGAAACCUGAAUCCAGUCCCUUAUCAUGCCGAUUAUACUGGCCAUAAGCUGCAUAUGGACCAAAACGAGAAGUUAGGCAUGUUUGGCGUUACCCAUGUGUUGGCUGUGGACGGGUUCAGCAGCAAAAUUGUUGCAACAUCGACAAUGCCUGUGAAGAACAAUCUUGUCAUCUAUGAGAGGGUUUACAGGGAAGCAGUUGUCAACUAUGGGAUGUGGGAUCAGGUUAGAGUGGAUCACGGAAAGGAGUUCUACUUAACACUGUAUAUGCAGGAGAAGUUGGCUGACCACCGACACAACACCAACAGACUCCCUUACCUUCAGACAACAUCUUCAAAGAACCUUCGUGUAGAGAGAAUUUGGCCAGAGGUCAACAACAGGGUAAAUUAUCCGAUCAAACAGGCCCUCAUCCACCUACAGGACCAGGAACUGUUGGACAUGCAGGACGACAUGACCAAAUUCUGCGUCUCUAAUUUGGCUUGUCAAGUCAGUGCAAUUGGACUUGCCCGAGUUGUGCAGUCCUGGAAUGCACACAGAAUACCAGGCAGAGGGAUACCUAACAACCUGGCGGCUGCUGGGUGUCCAGCUCGCUGCCCUGCUGAGCUGCUACCCAAUGCAACUGAGGCAGCACAAGGGUAUGAGGAGGAGCUGGGGUCAUCUCUGACGUGGGUGUCAGCCUUUGGCUCUGACCCGUUUCCCUCUGAGGACCAGCGAGGUGUUGCGGAGCAACUGUUUGGGGAGAGGUUCCCAGACCUAUCCCAACUGUUUGACACAGUGGUCAACCAGGACUACACCAUAUUUCAAGAGGCAAUGCUCCAUCUCAUUCAUGUGUCCGACAUGCAUGCAGUGUAAAUACAUAAAUAAA
Messenger RNA from Engraulis encrasicolus (European anchovy), 1503 nucleotides. RefSeq lists its product as uncharacterized. Bases 30 to 1490 code for a protein of 486 amino acids. The transcript has 6 exons. The record is from RefSeq and is a predicted model, not a curated record. NCBI's taxonomy places the organism in Eukaryota, Metazoa, Chordata, Actinopteri, Clupeiformes, Engraulidae.